AUGCUUCGUUUGGUCACUUGUUAUACCCACUUCCAGCACAUUGUCAACUCGAUCAAGUAUAAUUUGAACGUCUCCUGCGAAACAUUCACCACUGACGAUGAAGAACUCCCCGCGACUAAGCAGCUUCUUGGACUAGUCACUCGUGAUCACAAUGUCGACUCGGUUGUCAAGCUACUGAAGGAAGCUACACUUUCAGCUACAACACUAGCUAAUUCCACAGUUUCCACUCAGUCUACUUCUCCAGCAGUUACAUCGCCAAAAGUAGAUGCCGUUGUCACAUCUGUUCAAGUUGCUCCUAGUCCGUCCAAUUCGCCAUCACCUUCGGCCAUGGAAACAGCUCACUCAGGACAGCCAUCAACAUAG
This is a messenger RNA of Haemonchus placei, 363 nucleotides long. The record is from the annotation of a GenBank genome assembly. NCBI's taxonomy places the organism in Eukaryota, Metazoa, Nematoda, Chromadorea, Rhabditida, Trichostrongylidae.